AUGUUCACCACCAUCAGAACUAUCCUCUGCGGAACCAGAGCCGAUGCAGCUGGGUCACGCCAGGUUAACCCAACAGGAAAAGGACCAUCGAAGAGCAGCUCGUCCCUGCCUGUAUUGUGGAGGAUCGGGUCACUUUGUUGCCAGCUGCCCUCAGCUGCCAGCAAAAGACAGGGCUCACCAGUAGAACGGGAGCUACUGGUGGGCCAAACUUCAACUUCUCCGCUUCAACGUUUCCAGUUUAAUGCUACGCUGUGUUGGAAGUCCGUUUCCCUACCUGUCUCUGCCCUCGUGGAUUCCGGCUCGGAGGAGUGUCUUCUGGAUGAUAAUUUGCUAAGACAGCUGGGCAUUCCUACCAUUCCUCUGAGUCAGUCAUUAGUAGCUCGCUCUAUAAAUGGACUUAGUUUAGCCAAAGUUUUCCAAAAGACUGUACCUGUUGCCCUAGUAAUUGCUGGUAAUCAUAGAGAAGAAUUAACCUUUUGUGUUAUGGAGAAUGCUAACCCUCCAAUGGUGUUAGGCUACCCGUGGUUGGUUCGUCACAAUCCACAGCUAGACUGGCGACUCAGGAAGGUUUCUUCCUGGAGUCCAGCCUGCAAUCAGAGUUGCUUGCUGUCUUCCCUCACUCCAUCAAGUUCAGAGGUUUCCAGUCCUUCCGAACCAAUAAAUUUAGACAAUGUUCCUUCUCAGUAUCAUGAUCUAGCUAUGUUUUUUAGUAAAUCCAAAGCACUUUCUCUUCCUCCUCAUCGCCCAUAUGAUUGUGCGAUUGAGCUUUUAGACGGGGCCACAUCAUUACCUGUCUCCCAGGGGAACUCUGUAAUACUUACCAUAGUGGACCGUUUUUCUAAAGCAGCUCACUUUGUGCCUUUGCCCAAGCUUCCCUCUGCCAAAGAAACUACAGAAGCACUAGUCCAGAAUGUCUUUCGUCUGCAUGGAAUACCUGCUGAUAUCGUCUCUGAUCGUGGUCCUCAGUUCACAUCAGAGGUUUGGAAAACCUUUUGUAAUGCUCUGGGUGCCACUGUAAGUCUCACUUCUGGAUAUCACCCUCAGUCUAAUGGACAAACCGAACGUGCUAAUCAAUCCUUGGAAGCCUUUUUGUGGUGUAUGGUCUCAGAGAACCCUUCUUCUUGGUGUGACAGGCUUCCUUGGAUUGAGUAUGCCUAUAACUCUUUCUCUAAUGACUCGUCUGGCUUAUCCCCGUUUCAGUGCUCUCUAGGUUACCAGCUACCCCUGUUUCCCUCCCAGGAAUCGGAGAUUAACAUUCCCUCUGUCCACUCGCUGGUGCGUCGGAUGCAGAGGACCUGGCGGCAAGCUCGGUUGGCACUUCUGUGGGCUACCCGGAGGAUGGCUGCUCAGGCUAACUGCCAUCAAGGGCCUGCCCUGGCUUAUCGGCCUGGCCAGAAGGUAUGGCUCCAGGUGAAGGACAUUCCCCUGCAUGUGGAGUCCCGGAAAUUGGCUCCCAGGUUCAUCGGGCCCUUUGAAGUGGACCAUGUGGUUAACCCUUGCUUGGUACGUCUACGUUUACCUUCUACUAUGAAAACUCACCUGACGUUUCAUGUUUCGCAGUUGAAGCCUGUUGUGGACAGCGCUCUGGCCCUCCCUGUCCAUCCCCCUCCUCCACCCAGGAUUAUCGAUGGGCAGCCGGUUUACACGGUCAGACGCCUGCUGGACUCCCGUCGGCGAGGCCGGGGCCUUCAGUUUCUGGUGGACUGGGAGGGGUAUGGUCCUGAGGAACGGAGUUGGGUUCCGAGGAAUCAUAUUAUGGACAGGACUCUGAUUAUUGACUUUUUUCGCCAACACCCGGACCACCUGGUUCGGGUACCUGGAGUUUCCCGUGGGGAGAGGGGGUACUGUCAGGCUGGCGGCUGCCAGAUCUAGAUAGUGCUCUCUCUCCCUCUCUCUCCUCCUUUUUUUCCUUUUUAGGUGUUCCUGGGAGUAAUUGCUGCGCCAGGUGUUUCACAUCAUCCUCAUCAGCCGGUUCAGGAGCAGGUGGAACACUGCCAAUCAGACCUCACUCUCUCAGCAUAUAAGCAGACGCUACUCACCUCUCAGUGCCAGAUCAUGAUACAGCCUUUUUGGAUCUGCCUGCUCCUGCCUGGUCUCACCUGGAUUCUUCGCCGUCUUCUUCACUCGGGGUUAAUCCAUCACAGCCGCUCCUUGGCGUCCUCUUCAUACCUACCUGCCGUCUCAAGUUCUCCCUGGUUUUCGUCCACCUGAGGUCCUCCAGCGUGAGCCCGGUCUGAGCAUCAGCCUAGUUUCAGUCUGUGAUUGUUUAUCUAAGUUAUUCUGAGUGGCAUUUUUUGUGCUCUAUUGUUACUGUUUAGCCUGAGUCUCUAGAAGAGUGCAUUCGAGCCUAUUGUUUAUGUUAAGGUUUAGAGCUUUGUAGUUUUAGUGAAGUUUCGUUAAAACCUUUCUUGCCUGGGUAUUACCCACUGUGACUUAGCGCCUUAGGUUGUUGUUUGUCCGCCUCACCACUAGUAAUGUUAGAGUGCUCAUCUCGAGUAUAGUGUAGACCAGUUUUGAUCCUUGUUUUGGCUUGUAGUAAAUCUCAGUUUGUGAAUAAACUCUGUUGAACCGCUUCAGCGUGUCUGCUUGUUUCCUGCACCUG
This is a messenger RNA of Amphiprion ocellaris (clown anemonefish), 2602 nucleotides long. RefSeq lists its product as uncharacterized. The coding region runs from base 1 to 1872 and encodes 623 amino acids. The transcript is spliced from 2 exons. The record is from RefSeq and is a predicted model, not a curated record. Gene Ontology annotation, biological process: DNA integration. Gene Ontology annotation, molecular function: nucleic acid binding. NCBI's taxonomy places the organism in Eukaryota, Metazoa, Chordata, Actinopteri, Pomacentridae.